Messenger RNA from Bathycoccus prasinos, 1137 nucleotides. RefSeq lists its product with no specific name. Gene Ontology annotation, molecular function: ubiquitin protein ligase activity. The transcript has a single exon. The record is from RefSeq and is a predicted model, not a curated record. Lineage: Eukaryota; Viridiplantae; Chlorophyta; Mamiellophyceae; Mamiellales; Bathycoccaceae. Gene Ontology annotation, biological process: protein ubiquitination. Bases 1 to 1137 code for a protein of 378 amino acids.
AUGGGUGCGAAUCACUCGAGUCGAGGACGGGAAAACGACGAUCCGAGAGCGAGUCUCCGCGCGCGCGCGAGGCUUCGAAGUGGGUUACGAGGGAGCCAUACUACUAAUACGAAUCAGCAGCAGGAACAAGGACGGACGGAACUUCGAUUCGUGCCGGAACCAGCACCACCGCUCUCGAUGAAUACGACUACCACGACUACGAACGAUAUCAAUAACAACAACGACGGUGUGAUUACGAAGAAAACGUCCACCAUUCGAAACCACGUGAACGUGAAGAAGAGUUCGGUGCUCAUUUCGAUGGAGGCGAACGCGAUCGAGUUUACGUACGACGCGACGAAGAAAUGCGCGGCGUCGUUGUACGUGUGCCAGAAAGGAUGGAUGGGGAUGGGCGCGAGCAAAUUUAUCGCGGUGGCGCACAGGAAGCCGUGCGAGGCUGGGUUUAGCGAGACGGUUUCCGUCGCGAUUGGGAAGGAGGUGAAGUGUUCGCUGCGGAGUUUGACGAAUAACGAAGAGACGACGGAUGGAUUUGCGGUGAUUAUACGAUUAGAGUGCGUCGGGGAUCAGGUGGAAACGCAAGAGGAGGCGAAUCGGGUGUUGUUUAAAAAAGACGACGAGGAGAGGAAAGAAGAAGAAGAAGGAGAGCAAAAACAACAACAACAACAACACUAUUUCGAUCCAGUGAAGGCGUUUGAAAGCGUCGACGCGAGUGUUCAAGCGCAAACGACGUUCUGUUCCGUGCCGCAGUCUCUUAGCACAACGGAAGAAAAUUUGGUCAAAUUACAAGUCGUCAAGCAACACAUCUUCGUGAACGGGAGCUCGUACGAGUUGCAAGAGAUUUACGGGAUCGAUAACAACAGUAGCAACAACAACAAUAAUAACAAUAGUUUAGAACAGCAACACAACCUGGACCAGUUUCAGCAGCAGCAACGACAACAGCAGCGGGAGGAAGAGGAUGAAAUCAUGUGCGUCGUUUGUUUGUCGGAACCGAAAGACACGACGGUUUUACCGUGCAGACACAUGUGCAUGUGCUCGGAGUGCGCGAGAGCUUUGCGAUUUCAAUCGAACAAGUGCCCCAUUUGCCGGAAUCCAGUGGAGAGUUUGUUGGAGAUUUCCAUUUUAACGAAUGAUUAUAAUUAG